Messenger RNA from Striga asiatica, 696 nucleotides. NCBI's taxonomy places the organism in Eukaryota, Viridiplantae, Streptophyta, Magnoliopsida, Lamiales, Orobanchaceae. The record is from the annotation of a GenBank genome assembly.
AUGGAUUCCAACCGCAACAUCCACUCCGACGAGGAGGUGAUCCUGGCCGCCAGCCACCCUAAGAAGCGCGCCGGCCGGAAAAAGUUCAAGGAGACCCGCCACCCAGUCUACCGCGGCGUUCGGCGCCGGAGCUCCGGCAAGUGGGUGUGCGAGGUCCGCGAGCCGGCGGAGCAGCGGAGGAUAUGGCUCGGGACUUACCCGACGGCUGAGAUGGCCGCCCGAGCGCAUGACGUGGCGGCACUCGCAUUACGUGGCCGCCACGCAGCGUGCCUCAACUUUGCCGACUCGGUGUGGCGGCUGCCGGCGCCGGCGACGGCAGACCCAGCUGAGAUCCGGCGGGCGGCGGUCGAGGCGGCGGAGGCAUUCCGGCCGGCGGCGGCGGCGGAGGAGGCCGCCGGGGUAGGGGCUUCGGAAGAUCAGAGGGCUGACGCGGGGUGGGGCGGGGAGUUUGAGGUGGCGGAGGGGGGUUUGGGGGCGCUGAUGUCGCCGCCACGGUGCGAGCCUACCAGCCAGCGCCUGCCUCGACCCGUUAGUUGCGGCCAACUGCGAGAUCUGGACGACGCCCGUAGCGCCGCCGCCCUGAUUCCCGGAGCUGCUUGUUGCUCUCUAUCGAUGGGCCACCAUAGAUCUGAGCUGCAAGAGUCAUCCGUACGGAGAUUCGGUCAGCCAUCCUUCAGCCGCCGUGUAUCGAAAUAA